Molecule: messenger RNA, 1497 nt
Organism: Pteronotus mesoamericanus
Lineage: Eukaryota; Metazoa; Chordata; Mammalia; Chiroptera; Mormoopidae
Gene: FOXD2
Product: forkhead box D2
Exons: 1
Coding region: 1-1497 (498 amino acids)
Biological process (GO): regulation of transcription by RNA polymerase II; cell differentiation; anatomical structure morphogenesis
Molecular function (GO): RNA polymerase II cis-regulatory region sequence-specific DNA binding; DNA-binding transcription factor activity, RNA polymerase II-specific
Source: RefSeq, a predicted model, not a curated record
AUGACCCUGGGCAGCUGCUGCUGCGAGAUCAUGUCCUCCGAGAGCUCCCCGGCCGCUCUAUCCGAGGCGGACGCAGACAUAGACGUGGUGGGCGGCGGAGGCGGCAGCAGCGGUGGGGGGGAACUCCUGGCCCGCCCCGGGCCCCGGGUCCCGCGGGACGUGCUCCCGCACGGCCCGGAGCCUCCCUCGGAGGAAGCCGAGGCGGACGCAGCUGAGGAAGAGGAGUCGGGCGGCUGCUCGGACGGGGAGCCCCGCGCUCUAGCGCCCCGGGGGGCGGUGGCCGCAGCGGGAAGCCCUGGGCCAGGCGCGGCGGCGGCCCGGGGCGCGGCGGGGCCCGGACCGGGACCGCCGUCGGGGGGCGCGGCGACGCGGAGCCCGCUGGUAAAGCCGCCCUACUCGUACAUCGCACUCAUCACCAUGGCCAUCCUACAGAGCCCCAAGAAGCGCCUGACGCUUAGCGAGAUCUGCGAGUUCAUCAGCGGUCGCUUCCCCUACUACCGGGAGAAGUUCCCCGCCUGGCAGAACAGCAUCCGCCACAACCUCUCACUUAACGACUGCUUCGUCAAGAUCCCCCGCGAGCCGGGCAACCCGGGCAAGGGCAACUACUGGACGCUGGACCCGGAGUCUGCCGACAUGUUCGACAACGGCAGCUUCCUGCGGCGCCGCAAGCGCUUCAAGCGGCAACCCCUACCGCCGCCGCAUCCACACACGCACCCUCACCCGGAGCUGCUGUUGCGUGGCGGGGCUGCGGCGGCGGGGGACCCCGGCGCCUUUCUGCCGGGCUUCGCCGCUUACGGCGCCUACGGCUACGGCUACGGGUUGGCGCUCCCUGCCUACGGCGCUCCCCCUCCGGGCCCGGCCCCGCAUCCGCAUCCACACCCGCACGCCUUCGCUUUCGCUGCCGCAGCCGCAGCCGCGCCUUGCCAGUUGUCGGUUCCCCCAGGCCGUGCCGCUGCGCCUCCACCCGGACCUCCGACGGCCUCAGUGUUCGCGGGCGCGGCCUCGGCUCCGGCCCCUGCGCCUGCCCCUGGCACAGGUUCGGGCCCGGGCUCGGGCCCCGCAGGCCUGCCCGCCUUCCUGGGCGCAGAGCUGGGCUGCGCCAAAGCUUUCUACCCCGCGUCACUGAGUCCUCCCGCAGCCGGCACCGCGGCUGGUCUGUCCACCGCACUCCUGCGUCAGGGCCUCAAGACAGACACGGGAGGUGGUGCGGGCGGCGGGGGUGCCGGGGCCGGGCAGAGGCCUUCCUUCUCUAUAGACCACAUCAUGGGCCACGGUGGCGGCGGGGCAGCACCCCCGGGCGGAGGCGAGGGCUCACCGGGGUCGCCGUUCGCGGCGGCUGGUCCUGGGGGUCAAGCCCAAGUCUUGGCCAUGCUGACUGCCCCGGCUCUGGCUCCAGUGGCCGGCCACAUCCGCCUCUCUCACCCGGGGGACUCCCUCCUGUCCUCAGGGCCCCCGUUUGCCGGCAAAGUUGCUGGUCUCAGUGGCUGCCACUUCUGA